CCGGCACUGUACCUUUCCCACACCAACUCUGGGACUGCUAGAUGCCGCCGCAUGCUUUCCCGUCCCCAAGGAUCUUGUUACGGCAGCGAAUUAAGUUACAGAUCUCAAGGGAAUAGGCCUUAGAGGCUAGAAAAAGCCUGCACUGAAGAUACUCAAGCAAAUAAGAAUCCCCAAAGGGCUUUUGCUUGGCUCCAGUUGUACUGCGCUCUUCAUCCAUUUUGGUCCCAAACAUUUGGUUUGGAGAAAGAUGCCUCUUCAGAAGACCCAUUGCUCCUGGUGGACUGGGAUAGUGCUACUGGAUAGGUUGCCAUUAGAAGGAAAAGGGCAGUGCUAGGCUGGGGAAAGCUUACCUGAAGAGAGAGAAGACCUUGGGAUCUCACCUGGACAUCCUCCAGAGAGCCCAAGAUUCCAUACCGAAAGCUACGGCCUCUUCCAGCAACCCCAGGAAGAGGCAGAGAGGAAGGUGGCAGGCGGCAUUGGUAAUGUCAGCCAAGAUGGAUGAAAUGAAGAAAAGUUCCCUCCGGCUGACCAGGGACAAACAACAGCCUAUAAAGACAGAGUGGAGCUCCCAAUAUGUCCUCUUCACUUACUUUCACGGGGACAUUAACAGCGUAGUUGAUGAGCAUUUUUCUAGAGCCUUGAGUAAUACUAAAAAGCCCAAAGAGCUGAGCACCCAGGACAGGAGUGAGGCCGCUAGCCCCACUAGUGACAAUCAAUUGCAUCCAGGUCAGUGGAGUUUCAACUCUCACUGCUCCAAGCCACACCAAGAAUUAUCUCCUGUCAACAACGGCCUGGCCAACUGCGCUUUGAACGUGUCCGUCGCCCAGGACUCAUCGCCACUGAUGGUUGCGAGCCCUUCUCCACAGCUUGGAGAGCUGUGGCAUUUAUCUUCUUCUGUAGCCAGCCCAAGUCCUGCUGAGCCUGGGUAUCCUCCCUCCUUCCCUAGUUUCCAUCUAAUGCCGGGAACUGAGCGUGAGAGGAAAUAUGGCUCCCUUCUAAAUCUCCUACAGCAAGAUGGGUGCCUGGUGGACCCCACGCCGCCAGCCAGGAAGCAAGCCAGACAUUCUCCCCUCGGCACUGGAGCCCCGAACAUGCACCCCACUGGGUCUCCCAGCCCUGAUGGUGGGAACAAAUCAGGUUCCUUCCAAAGCCUAGAAAAUACCAGCACCAAUCUUGGUAAUGAAAACAUAGAAACAAAUGCUGUUUCUCCACCCAAAUCUGACAGCCCAGGGUGUCCUGGUGAAGUUAAAGGGCUUAAAUGAGAAAAUGGGCCCUUGUCAGAGGCCGGUGCAUACUGCGGUGGGAUUUCAGCAUUUGCUUGGAGCCAAAAUUGCCAAAUGAGCUAUUGUUAUCAUGUUUUUCAGGAGUCUCCCUCCAGGUAGAAGACAAGAGUUGUCCUUUUAUCGACUGGAUACUUCAGUUCUGUCUUAGUGAAGAUAACUUUUUCCCAUAGAUACACAUGGGGAAAAAUAACAUAGAACUGUGCAUCCAGACGACCUAUAAAUCAUCAUGUUUUUCUUUCAUUUCUGCCAUUAA
Messenger RNA from Phascolarctos cinereus (koala), 1536 nucleotides. The record is from RefSeq and is a predicted model, not a curated record. NCBI's taxonomy places the organism in Eukaryota, Metazoa, Chordata, Mammalia, Diprotodontia, Phascolarctidae.